Molecule: messenger RNA, 1146 nt
Organism: Capronia coronata CBS 617.96
Lineage: Eukaryota; Fungi; Ascomycota; Eurotiomycetes; Chaetothyriales; Herpotrichiellaceae
Exons: 2
Coding region: 1-1146 (381 amino acids)
Biological process (GO): signal transduction
Cellular component (GO): cytoplasm
Source: RefSeq, a predicted model, not a curated record
AUGGACACAGUUUAUCCCGAUCCCUCCGACUCCUGGCAUUCCGCGCAGAAACAAUUGGAACACGCAUUCAUUGAACUGACGUAUCUGUCUCGACAGUGGCAGCCGUCGGACGACCCUCCUUUCUAUUCUUUUUGGAUGGCCUCUUCGGAAGUGGACCAAAAGUUUCUCGGCUAUUUUGCAAAAGUUACCACUACGGAGAAUAAUUAUCUUUCCAGCUUUCUCUUCCGCGUCCUUGGUCUCUCUGUCAUCCUAGCGGAGAAGCUUCUGCGUGCGCGCCGAGCGAAGCGUCUCGAUCCUGGCCGUGACCCGAAAACCAGACAUCUCGUCCAUCAUAUCUUAUGGCUGGCCCGCGAAGGGCUCGUCAUGGUCGAGCAAUAUGUACUUCCCAUGGUGGGCAAUUACAUUGAGCUCCGUGUCCUGUCUUACAAACUGAAGGCCUCGUUUUAUCACGUUUUCGUUCUCUUUCACAACGAUCCGCCGGUCAACAAUCGAGUCAAUCGGUCGACAUCCGACUCCUUCUCUCUGAUUCCCGAUCCUUUAUCACCGAAACUCUCUUUCAAGACUCCUCCAGCAGAACCCACUCGUCGAUCUCCCAACAGUGGUCGUCAACGGUCACCGGCGAUCAGCCUGGGUGGGCCGGUGUCCGGAGUGACUCGUACACCUCCAGGGCUUUCAGUGCCCGCCACACAUCCCUACCCGAACGGCUCAACUAACGCCAACGCCACCGCAACCUUCCUUCUUCCGCUUCAAGACUAUCGACGUUAUGCGACGCAAGCAUUCCGCGAGGCCAACCAGCUCGCUGAGGGGCUUCUUCCUGGAUCCCACCCGAUUCGCCUUUCGGUAAAGGUGGAGUACGUUGCUUAUAUCUACGAUUGCUUGCACAACCCGGAACAGUCUCGGCGCAUGGCCAGGACGAGCAUCCGCCACGUGUAUGAGGCGCAGGAAGGCAUGGACGACGACUCCUUCGAAGACGCUGCAGAAAUGGUCGGGAUCCUGGGCCGGAUGAUGAAGAGAGGAUUGGGCGGCGCGGGCAGUGCGGGAAACCAGCAGCUGUCACCAACAAAAGAGAGGUCUAGCACUAGAAUGGGCGAUGUCGGAGGCAGCAGAGAGACUCAAGACUCACAGCAGGCGACGACGUGGGUGUAG